Molecule: messenger RNA, 3350 nt
Organism: Dermacentor albipictus
Lineage: Eukaryota; Metazoa; Arthropoda; Arachnida; Ixodida; Ixodidae
Product: prolyl 4-hydroxylase subunit alpha-2-like
Biological process (GO): peptidyl-proline hydroxylation to 4-hydroxy-L-proline
Cellular component (GO): endoplasmic reticulum
Molecular function (GO): procollagen-proline 4-dioxygenase activity; L-ascorbic acid binding; iron ion binding
Source: RefSeq, a predicted model, not a curated record
GGACUCGGAACACUUUCGUACGCCACGGGGCACAUGCUCUUGGGACGUCCGGGCAGCGAAAGGAUCGACGUGGCGAUCGCCGGCUGGCCUUGCCUAGCGUCUAUAGUGACGACAGCGGCCCCCAAAAAGCGACGCCGGGGCACCUUAGCGCGUAUACGUGGGAAAACGAAGACGGGGGGGCCAGGAGCCGACCGCCUCGCGCCAAUAAGCACCUCAGCAGGGCUAUAGCGUAACCAAGAAGAAGACCACUGCAGAGCCGAACGUCCAAAAGAGACCGUUGUCGAUCGGGCGUGAGUGGAAGAGGUCCGAGCAGGCAGCAACCCCCCGACACCGUUCUCUUUUACAUUUUGCCGCCCGCGUCGCAAGGUCAGUCCAGAGACGAGGCAGCGGCAAACGUUCCUCUUUAUUCGGCGAACGGGCGCCAAGAGGAGUUCCGCCUCUCCCGCGAAGUGGGCGAAGGUUCCGUUUCUUUUUUUUUUUCUCCAAUAAUAUUUGUUGAAGUGGUCGAACUGCUUUUGUGAACCGGCAUCGCUGCUAUAUCGCGUGUCGUCGACGCCAAGACUUGCCGUUGAUCUCCAGUCCCGAGGCUGUCUCUUUUAUUUUGAUUGCCAGCUUUUCGCCGAAUCCUGCGCAAGUGUUGCCACAGGCUUCUCUCGGAAGACGAGGACGGACAAAGCAACAGAGAGAAUGAGUAUCUGACAGACGGCACGCCAGGCACAACGUUUGCCUAGGAGCUAAAGGGACGGCGUUGUUUAUUCUGCCGAGAGGGACUUUGUCACUGCUCAGACGUUCUAUAGCGCUCGUCGUGUGCUUGCCGGAACUUCUGUUUCUUCGAAGAAAGCGAACCCUGCCGUACGUGCAAGUUACGGGCUACUAGACAGAAGGUAGUGGAGGCGUCGUGUUAGCUAAACGUCGAACUCUCCUCGGCCGGACAACAGCGAAGCGACGACAGAGCGAAGCGUCUACGAAGGGAUUUUGUGACAACUUUCCAACGUCUGCUCUCGAGAGGAGCUUCGCGCUUACGCAUAUUGCUCAAGCAGAGGAUAACCACCACCUAUUCCCAACAUUGGUGCCGUUCCUACAGGUGCAUCGUAGGCCUCAGAAAACAUCAGAAGAACGUCCUUGUUAAUAGGAAAGGAACAACUAUUUCAGCAUCGUACAGCUGCUGUGGUGGUUGCAAGAUUUGUGCUUCGACCUUUCCUCGAUGAUUUAGCAUCUCGCCCAAGUGUUGUUCGAUCAUAAAAAGAUUUCAUCUCAGUUGAAAGAAAACGCCUAAACAACUCCUAACCGGACAAGGGCGUGAGUUGACGGUUUUUCUGCCAUAGAAUCAACUAAGUAUGAAGUCAGAGCAGUAGUGAAACUGUUCACGUACCGUUCGACGUGAAGUACUUGGCCAGCCCGAACAAGAAGGAAAUCCAGCGCCGAAAUCCAAGGACUCGGGAACAGUGGCCCGCAUUCACUUCAGACGCCGCACUGAACUCUCGGAGAAAGUGCGCGUUACGGCCAAGCAACCCUGAGAGAACCUCGGCAGUAAAACACAAAUAAGCCAAGGACCAAUCGGCGGAGCUAUGUGUGCCAAGAUGCGCAGCCGACAUCGUGCUGCGGGUGCUCUGUUGGCCAUCGCAGUUUCAGUGGCGCUGCCAUGGUGCAGCGCCGGACAACACCAGCGGGACUUUUACUCCUCGGUUUCCAACCUCUUGGAUCUGGUCGAGCACGAGAAAGAAGUCAGGCUUAUGCUUCUGGCCUACGCGGAACGCCUCAUUACGCUGCACUCGAACAUCCUCAGUUUUGUGACGACGAGACAGCCUUACCAUGAUCUGGAAUCUCAUACCGAGGUCGCUGACUACAUGAAACACCCCGUCCAUGCCUUCCACCUGAUGAAGAGGAUGAUCGUUGACCUGGGCUUCGUCGAGUCGCAGACAAACGAACUGCGCGCAUCAGACCCACUACCUAACAUAACCGCGAUGCGGGCCAACAGACUGCUGCCGUGGGAAGAGGACUUCAACGGCAUCGCCGUGUCUCUCGCGCGUCUCCAAGACACUUACCUCCUGGACAUGUUAAACCUCGUCAACGGUCACCUGACCAUUACGUCAGGUCCACGGAACCGCACAGUGCCCGGCCGCAUUCCGCUCACUGCUCGGGACUGCUUUUUCAUGGGCCAAGUGGCAGUGCACAACGGUUACUACGAUCGCUCCGUGGAGUGGGUGGAGAGAGCGAUAGACAAGGUGGCAAACGAGAAGCCGCCGUCAAUCCCCACAGAGGAUCUCACGAAGUACCUUGAUUUACUCAUAAAGAAGCACGACGACGUACUGGAUUCUAUGGGAAAAGCCGGACAACACUGGCAGACGUACGGAGUGCCCGUGAGUGAGCGGUACAAGAAGCCGUUGCAGUUCCAGACCAAGCUGUUCGUGGAGCAGCUCACCAGCGCUCAGGAGGCACAGAACUACAAGCGCCUCUGCCGCGGAGAACAGCUCAGGACUCCAAAGAUGGACAGCCAGCUUCGAUGCCGGUACUUCUACGGCAAAGAUGGCUUUUUGCGCCUUCAGCCCGUGAAGAUCGAGGAGGCCAACCUGAACCCGUACAUCGUCACCUUUCACGACAUCAUCGGCGACCGUGACAUAAACGAUCUCAUCGCGUUCGCAACGCCUCGACUUUCCCGGUCCACUCACUACGGGGCGCAAGGUAUGGAGACAUCCCUGAUCCGGACCAGUUCAAAUGCUUGGCUCGGCGACGAGGAUGCACCGGUGGCAAUGAGGCUAAACCGAUUCGUCGAGUCUUUGCUUGGUCUGGGAACGCACUACCAUAAAGCAGAAGCAGAGUUCUACCAGCUGGCCAACUACGGCGUGGGAGGCCAGUACAUUGCGCACCACGAUUUCCUCGCCGACAUCCUCAGCGACCCAAACCGACAGAUGGACGACUUCGAGCGCACGGCUGGUGAUCGAGUUGCCACGCUGAUGUUUUACCUAAGUGAUGUCGAAGAAGGAGGGGCGACCGUGUUCCCACAUCUCGGCGUGCGAUUAAGCCCAAAAAAGGGAAACGCAGCCUUCUGGUGGAACCUGAACGCGGACGGGGAAGGGGAGCAGCUGACAAAACACGGAGGUUGUCCCGUCCUGUAUGGGUCCAAGUGGAUUGCAAACAAGUGGUUCCACUCCAACAGCAACAUGUUCCGGCUCCCCUGCCCACGGAAUCGCAGCCAACCUUUGGCCCCACUCGUCUGACCUUGACCCUGACAGGUGUCGUCGCGGUUUGUGGCGCUCGCGCUACGCCUUCGCCUUAAGUCAUGCCAAUGAAUAUGUGUCAUUGUCCGUCUAUUUAAAUACUCAUGACAAUAAACUCUAUGAUGGUUGAUA